UUCGUUUUCCCUAGGCCUUCGUUUUGUAACAUGUCGUCCUUUGCACCUCCGACUAAAAAAGCAAGAAGAUCACCCAGUAAUGGCUCAUCAGCUGACACCGAGGAGGAUUUUUUUCCAGGUUGCCGUGCAAAUUUAAUGCGCGCGGAGAUUUUCCGUAGCGGUUUUUCGAGUGUUAUUUAAAAAGGGGUGUGGUAUUUUCCUUCUCUGAAUGUGUAUUUUCUUCUUUUAGGAAUAAGCAAAAUUGAGUACAAGCCCGAUGGAGGACCAGGCGAUAACCUGUGCUUCAAACACUACAACCCACAAGAGGUGAACAUGUUGUUCAAAAGUUAGACCUUGCCAGAGUGUGAAAUAGACUUAAUUGUGCAGAAAUUAUAUCUGAAAAUGAUGGCGAUGUUAAUGCGUACUCGAGGGUGCUGGUUUAGUAUUGGACAAAAACGUACCUGUAGGUUUGAUACAAACUGUUCCUGAAAAAUGGGGAUGUAUUGAUCAUUUAAUAUACAUGUAUUUUCUUUCAACAUUAGGUGGUGAUGGGAAAGACAAUGGAAGAUUGGUGUCGAUUUUCUGUUUGCUUUUGGCACACAUUCAGAGGCACAGGUAUGUGGUGAAAAAAUAACAGGUAUAGAUGCUAAGCUUCUGAUAUGAUUUCAGUGGUUUACUGCUAAGGAGCAUUGUCAAAGAAGGACAGCAAGACAUAGCUUGAUCUCAGUGAACUACAAUCAUAAAAAUAUGUCCUAUAACUCUCAUUUUCCAAGAGUGAUUAUUGUAAGGCUUUGGUGGAAUUUUCGUGAUGCAUCAAUAAGACAAAAUAAAAUGUGCCUUUCUGCAAUUACCCAACAAAAUUAAUAAAAAAUUUAAUGCUUAUAAGUUUGUUAAACAAACAAUUUUGCUUUACUCUUGGACCAAAUCAUCACAGUGCAGUGGAACUGCUGUUGAAAGAUCUAUAUUUAACAGACAUACUAGUGUACUGCCUGUUGUGAUGGGGUAAGGGGAUAUUGCAGUGUGUUAUAGCAUUUUCCUACGGAUUGACUAUUUGAAGGAUUGUGUCCAAGCAAAUUCCCCACAGUACAAAGGAACUUACAGAAUACCCACCUUCAGUUCAUUCAAAUUCCACAUUAUCCUCCAACUUUUGAAGCGACUGAAAAUAGUCAAAUACCGUGGAAAUCAUAUAUCAGUCCCUAAUUAAGCCAGAGAAAAUAACUUGGGGCAUAUUUAUAUGGACACAAAAUCAUGCUCCUUAUGCUUAACAUUUUGGCUAACAUCUCGAUCUUUCCACAGGAGCUGAUCCAUUUGGUUUUCCUACAAUAUCCCGGCACUGGGAUGAUGGAAGCAACAGCUUAGAAAAUGCAAAAAGAAGGCUGAGAGCAGCAUUUGAAUUUUUUGUGAAACUUGGUGUCAAAUAUUAUACUUUCCAUGACAGGUAAAUAUCGCAUUCUUUUUUGAGCACAUUUUAAAAGUGUGCACCCCAUGUAAUUAAUAAUGCUCACAUCAGUCUUUUUUCUUUAUUCAGCAUGCAAAUUUUGUUUUUGGAAUAUGUACUAGGAUUUUAGGAUUUUGUUGAGUCAUUGUUAUGCGCAGAUGAAAAUUUCUUUCCCUGGAUUGAUAUUUGCGCAAUACAAAUCAAUAAAUAUUAUUAAUAUUAUGCAAAGAAAGUCAUGUUCGAUAGCCCAGGGCUAGUGGAUUUUGCUAUCGGUCUAGUGAUUUUUGUUCUUAACUUGCCAGACAGACAAGUGCUGUUUUUUUGGGGAAAUUCAAAUUGCAGAAGGAUUGUAAUCAAUCCAGCUAAUCAAAAAGGGUUUUGGGGCUAGUUGAAAUGACUUGUGGGCUAGUACAUACUAGCUACAGCUUGCCCGAUCAGUGGUAGGCUGCAAAACUGUCUUUCUUUGCACCCUGAUAUUGGCCUGUUUUCCCAGUCAACACAACUCCUUAACUCAUCCUUACUUUGUCUGGUUACUCCUUGAACAUUAUGUCCAAAUCACUGAACAGAUUCAUGAGUAACUUUGAAAUCUCUGUAUAUAGUCAUCCCUGAAGAUCUAGGAGGCAGUUACAGUCAAACCAGAAAAACUGUGAAAUACCAGAAAUAUUUCUGGAAUGUUAUUGUGUUGCAAGAAAAAAGCCAAUCAGGUGUGAGAAAACUAAACCGCAAGCAAGACCGUUAAUUAGUUUGCGGUUUUGUGGCUAGUUCAUGUGUCCUGAUCUUUGCAUUGAUUGGUCAUCAUAACACAAUAAACAUUCCUGAGAUAUUUCAAGUGUUCAUGGUUUUCCCAGUAGCACUUUUUAUUGGUAUGGAAUUUACAAAUGUUAGAAAAGUCUAUAAAAGGAAAAGAGAACCACUGGGCAGUUGCAGAAGAACUUCUUUCUUAAAAUUCUGGUUAUUUCUUGGCCUAUGAGAAACAAGGAAUUAAAAUGCCCAAAUGUCUCUGGAACUGUUUUAGUAAGAUUAACUGCCCAUGGGGUGUAAACUUGCACUUAAAUAUUCCAUCCCACCAGGGUGUCUUAGGGAUUGUAUGCAGCUGUAAACAAUUGUGCUUUAAACUUGAAAUUGUUCCAAACAGUUUAAUAUUUAAUAUUUAUUUAAUAUUUCUCUCAUCUUUGAAACAUUUCUAGAUACAUUAUAAAAUCUCGGCGAUAUAUGAUAGUUGAUUAAUUAAUAAUCAGAGCCAAAGAAUCCUCAGAGUUGAGAGGUAUGCUUUUAGAAGUAAAUGUAAAUGUAAUUUAAGUAAAUGAACUGUUUUAUUUUGCUAGGGACAUUGCCCCUGAAGGAGAAAACUUAAAAGAAACAAAUUCUAAUCUUGAUGAGUUGACUGAUCUCGCUUUAGAGCUACAGGAAAAAACAGGAGUCAAGCUUCUUUGGGCCACUUGCAACCUUUUUGCCAACCCAAGGUAAUUUAAACUUGAAACAUUGUAAAUAUUUAUCACUAAGAGAAAAAAAUCUGAGUAUUUAGCUCCAUAGACUGGGCCUUGUUCACAGUGGACUGAACAUAUCAUAUGUCUGUGACCUGAUCAGUCUGAUCCAGUUUGCUGAAAGGUUGCAGUAGUGGAUCCAGGGGGGGCCAGCCUCCCCUCUUAUUUUUGGAUCAAACUGAAAAAAUUUUGUUGGCAGACCCUUCCCCCCCCCUCUCAAGGUCUGGAUCUGGCACUGGGUUGUGUCUCCCCAAUUUCUAUUCAGGGAUGGAUUAUGUGCUCUGAUAAAAUGAUCCUGAGCUACUCCCCUGGUCAGCCAGUCUCAGUCUCUAUUCAAAGUCCAUGCAUUAUGAAUAUCAACAUUGUGGGCUAGUUUGUCUACAUGAAUGUGUCUUGACUCCUUUGAGAAGGUAAAUACAUAAUUUUAUUUCCAAGUGAAAACCAGACUAGAGGGUAAUUUUUGGUAAUUUGAAAAUAGAACUCUUCAUUGUAAUAUUGUUCAUCCCCAACAGAAUUUGACAAUUUACACAUUAAAUUGUGCCGGCUGCUGACUCACAACUUUACUUUGAAAAACCCUCUGUUAUUUUGCUUUGUAUUUUUUUUAACAGGUACAUGAAUGGUGCAGCUUCUAAUCCAGAUGCUCAUGCAUUCGCUCAUGCAGCAGCACAAGUGAAGAAAGGUCUAGAGAUUGCCAAAAAACUUGGAGCAGAAAACUUUGGUAGGUUUAAUCAAACAUGCAGACAUCUGGCAAUUGUUUUAUUUAUCUCAUCAAUUAAAAGUAAGUGAACAAUAACAUACAGGCUCAGAAUUAGUUUAUUCUUUUAAUCUGAAAGCAAUAAUUUAUCAUUUUUAAUAGUGAGGAUCUAGUAAUAUUACAAUACAUAAUCACUUAAAUUAUGAAUUAUUGUUAUUAUUAAAUGGAUUAUUUUAUCAAUACUGCAGGCAGCUACAAUAACUAUAAUUAUUAUAGUCUAUAGUGAGAUUUAUUGAUUUAAUGAAUUAAAUUGCUGACAAUAAUAUUUUAUAAUAUAACAAUGAUAUACAUAACUGUAUUAAAUCAGUAAUGUUUGUACAAUAACUGAAAACUGCGAGUGAUAUAGCUGUUUCCUGAUAUGUUCAUUAACUUGUAAUGACAGUUUUCUGGGGUGGACGCGAAGGUUAUCACACAUUGCUCAACACAGAUGUCAAGAGAGAACUUGAUCACAUGGGCAGGUUUUUUCAAAUGGUCGUAGGUAAUUUUUUUACAUUAUAUUGUCUCAUUUGAUAUUCCUAUUUUAAAGUUACCUUUUGGUUAUAGGAAGAUGUUCCUAGAGUUGUUGGGUAGUAAGUAAGAGACUAAGAUAAUUUUCUUAACUUCCCACACCUGUAAAUAUGAUUCAUUUCUUUACCAGUUGACUCAUCUACCCACAUUUAGCACUGAUCACUGAUUUAAUUUUUCAAUAAUUAUUGUUGCCUUACACAUGUACCAGUUAUCAUUCAUUGUUGGUUGACUUAUUUAAGAGGCAGUCAAGAAAACACUUUCAUAGUUUGCACAACUUGUUCCCAGCUUUAGAGGCAAAAAGGCCUUUUUCAGAUCUUGUGAACCUUUCCCUAUAAUCAUUAGCUAAAAUGGUGGCUUGACUUGUAGGCCAUUUGCAUUGUGGCAUCAUCUAAAACGUCUACCAGAAUCAAUUUCAUUUUCCCUUUUGUAUUAUGUAAAUAUAGUAAUAUCAUUGAGGCCUGACUUGCACCAAAAAGGCCUGAUUUUCACAAGAAAGCAAAACCCUGUGGGAUUCAGGUAGUAAAGUAGUAGUAAAAUGAUGUCUUUUUUGACCUCGUAAUGACUAAUUAUAAUGUUAAAAUGAUUAUAACUUUUCAGAUUAUAAAGAGAAGAUAGGAUUUACAGGCCAGUUGCUAAUUGAGCCCAAACCAAAGGAACCAACUAAGCAUCAGUAUGACUAUGGUUGGUAUUAGUAGAUUAUUCUGAAUGCUACAACCCGACCUUUAUUUUUAUCAUAAUCCAACACUUAANUUGAGGCCUGACUUGCACCAAAAAGGCCUGAUUUUCACAAGAAAGCAAAACCCUGUGGGAUUCAGGUAGUAAAGUAGUAGUAAAAUGAUGUCUUUUUUGACCUCGUAAUGACUAAUUAUAAUGUUAAAAUGAUUAUAACUUUUCAGAUUAUAAAGAGAAGAUAGGAUUUACAGGCCAGUUGCUAAUUGAGCCCAAACCAAAGGAACCAACUAAGCAUCAGUAUGACUAUGGUUGGUAUUAGUAGAUUAUUCUGAAUGCUACAACCCGACCUUUAUUUUUAUCAUAAUCCAACACUUAAAUUCUUUGAUCAGUUAUGUCAUUCCUUUUUUUCCAUGACAAAGUCUUUUGGUUCUUGUUUCCUUCUUUUUUUUCUUUUUAUUUCUUUCCAUUCAUUCUCCCUCAGUUUAGUUUAAAUAUUGCAUUCAUACAUUCAUACAUUUCCACAUUCCUUUCCAUCCCUUUCCUUCAGUUCUAACUUGUCUUUGGUUUUUUUUCAUUUCCCUCUCCUUCAGUCCUUUUCUUUCUUUAAUUCUUUUUCCCUUUCACUUCUUUUUGCCUGUAAAUCCUUUCCCUUUUAAUUUAUUUUUAAUCAGUUCUUAGUUUGUUUGAUGUCUCCUUUGUUUUCAUCCCUUUCCCUGAUCUCUCAUAAACACUUGUUUAACUUCUAAAACUAGCUUUAAUUUGUUUCAGAUGCUCAGACUGUGAUUGCUUUCCUGAAAACAUAUGGACUAGAGGAUGAUUUUAAGGUUAGCCUGCUUACAACAACACAAAACUUGUUACUUAUAUCUUAGAUCUCUCAGUACAAGUGGUUAGAGCAUCUGACUAGUGGUAUACAGAUUGGAAGGUGUAGGGUUUAAGGGGGCUGUGUCAUAGUUCAUUCGGUCCAUUCAGCUCAUUCAGUCUAGUUCAUUGGUUAAUAAUGCCAACUGCGAUGUGUCUUUAUUAUUUGCAAUGGAGUUUGAUAGAAUACAUGUAAAUGGAAAAAUUACAGCUUUAUGUCAAACAAAUAAAUUGUCUCCCAAAGGCAGUAUAUCAAACGUUUCAAACGACACAAAUUGCAGCAGGCAGGAUGCGUGUCAAAUAUGAACCUAGUAUAGGGCCUCGCUCUUCAUGAGUUCUCUGUAGCUCAAGUGGAUGGAGUGCCCACCCGGUGUUAAUUGGGAGGUCACAGGUCUGAAUCCUGUCGGUGACUCAGAUUUUUCUUUGUCCCACACUGGUGACAUGUGAUUAAUUCAUUUUCACAACAUACACAACAUAAAUAAACUUUGAAUACCUGUUAGGCAAACAAGUUUUCACAAACAACAAUUGCAAUCCAUUUCAAUCUUCUCAAGUUUUUCCAUCCGACUGCCUCCUUUUUGUGUUUGCUGUAUUAUUUAUACCUUCCCUUCAUUUUCUAAGCAGUUAUUUCACUGAGUUUGGUGGUGGUCCCUAAUGUUUGAAUUUGGAUAAAUUUCGUGAUACAGCUCAAUUUUAUCUGACGUCCUCUCUCCACACAUAAUUAUUGUUUCAUUUAUUACUCUAUUUUUUUUCUGCACUGUUUUUCACAGCUGAAUAUUGAGCCUAAUCACACCACCCUUGCUGGGCACUCCUAUGAACACGAUGUUGUAAUGGCCUCAAAGUACGUUAUUUUUUUCUGGUUUCCACCCUAGCUUUUUCUUUUCUGUCAUCUUCUUCAGCCUACACCACCCACAUCGACGCCAAAUGUUUGAACAGACACGCUUACCUGUGCAAGUCUUGAAGUAGGGAACUUGCUGAGAGGAAUUAGAGUUUCCCCCUAGCUCAUGUUAUUAUUAUUUUUAAUUCGCUCCACUGAUUUGUUCACUCACUUUACAAUUACAGGAAGACCGAUUGCAAUCUUAACCUCACAUUAGACUGCAGCUUAUGUUUGCAGGGAAUCAUUUUAUUUUUUGCACUCUGAGGGUUACAGUUUUGUCAUUUGUAUGACUUUCAGGAGUCGCAAAGUUAAACAAAUCUAAAUCGUCUUUUCUUUGUCGUGAACAGGUUUGGUUUUCUUGGUUCAAUUGACUCCAACACUGGAUCACCUGAUCUUGGUUGGGACACAGAUCAGUUCCCCAUGGAUAUUAAGAACUGCACGCUUGUUAUGAAGGUUCGUAUACUUAAAGCCAUGAAAUAUACACUGAGCAACUAGUCGCGUUGUAUUGAGGUGGUAGAAAGUUCAGACUUGAGAGGCCACAACGGCAAUGACAGUGACAAUGAAGAAAUUUAUUAUCACGUUUGCAAACUGCAAACGUUAAUUAGUACCACGUAGAGUGUUCCCUUUACUCAGUUUCAUUCAAAAGAACUACUAUGGAUAGUGUUUAUCUGUCCAUUUUCUAUUUUGGGAAAUUGUCUCAUAGCAUCUGACGUUUGCCUUUUGCCGUAAACGUGAUUCUACUGAAUCUAUUUAAAUCACCAAAAACAGGUUCGACAGAGAGAACCUUAUGAGUAAUGAAGACUUACACUGUAAAAGGCAACAAGUAUUUGGUGCAUUAUUUGCGGUUAUCCGCGAAACAAAUAGACUGCAUUAUAGUCUUUUCAAAUACGAUACUCGACGAAAAACCGUUACACAACGAAGCAAAAAUGUGAGGCAAUUUUCAUUAACGUGCCUAUAAAACUCUAUUGUAGGCCAUUAUCGAACAGGGAGGACUGACACCUGGUGGACUUAACUUUGACUGUAAAAUUCGUCGUGAAUCAACUGACUUAGAGGACAUGUUUAUAGCUCACAUCGGUAAGUCUGUUAUGUAUAAAUGCAGUAGAAAGAGUGAAAUAAGUGUGAAAAGAUACACGUACUAUCCUGUUAAAAUGGUGCAGAAUAUCAAUACAAAAUAAAGCUAACAGAAAAACAAACAAACAAAACUGCACUUUAUUUGAGUGUCAAUGUAUUUAGUAUGAAAUUGCUAAUUGGAGGUACUAUAUUGUACGUCUCCUAUAAAUGGAGACGGAAGAUACACGUACUAUCCUGUUAAAAUGGUGCAGAAUUUCAUUACAAAAUAAAGCUAACAAAAAAACAAACAAACAAAAGUGCACUUUAUUUGAGUGUCAAUGUAUUUAGCAUGAAAUUGCUAAUUGGGGGCACUAUAUUUUACGUCUCCUAUAAAUGGAGACGGGACCACCAUUUUACGUGGUCAUCCGAGCCACGCGAAGGUCCUGCCGCCUACAGGGCGAAGGAAGUACCUUCAUUUCUCGUUUAUUUUAAGGCCCUGUAUAUUGGUGCGGUCCCGGGAAUCGAACCCGCGACCUUCCGCUCUGCAGUCAAGCGCUCUACCGACUGAGCUAAUCCUGCCGAAGUUACUUUAAAGUAUUUUUCGCAAAAGGCUAGUGAAGAAAAGAGUGAAAGUGUUUUGCAUGUGAACGUACCGGGGUAUUUGGGCCACAGAGCUGAGGUGACUACGUGGCCUGACCUUAUUUCCUUCGCAUGAAACAACGAAGAGUCAGGGUAGAUACAGGGGGUAGUCCUUCAACCUUACUCUUGCGGCUACAAUCCCCUCCUUUCUUUUCUCUGUUACCCCUUCUUUAAGCGGCUAUGUCACGCUAUUUGCUGUAUGUUUUUGACGAGCUAAAAUGCGUCUUCGUAUCAAUUGAAUUCCAAUAGUAAUGUCCCAAUUUUGUUAUUUUAGACUAUAUUCAGGCAUUAAAACUUUUUUCCUGUCGUCCAUUGCUACAGAUGGCAAGGAUGGACAUGGACUGAAAGUUGUAAAAGUUAGGAACACUUUUUCAAGUUUUAAUGUUUUACCUGCAAAAUAAAAAAAGUAUUGGUUACUAUUGCUCCUUGAUGAAAUUUCUUUGAUAAUUUCUUCAUACCUCUAUAGGAGUAUUUUUGUGUGCAAAUAAAUGACCUCAGCACAGAAUUGACCAGCUUGACUUUAAACAGCAACGUUAUCCUGACAAGUGUCCUGACAUAGCCCCUUUAAUCUGAGGGGAACCCAUUUCUCCUCCUUAAAAAAAUCUUCGAUUCACUCUGGGGCCAGUUUCUCGAAGUCUCCGUAAUUACUGGGCCCGGACAUUGUAGUUGUUCAUGUUUUACGUUUACCAUGUUUCCAUUCAAGAUCGAAGUCUAGUAGUUUCGAUAAUGAAGCAAAAAAAAAACAAAAAAACUACCAGUUAAUGAAACAAAACAGUGGACUUCUUAGGGUGUUUACAAGCUGCACUCCCAUUGGCUUCGGAUCAAAAGAACUACCGGAGACUUUCGAAAAAUAGGCCUCGGGUUAGAAUAUUCAUUGGGCUCCUUUCUGUUUUAGGUGCAAUGGACUCGUUUGCUCGAGGACUUAAAAAUGCUGCCAAGCUCAUUGAAGACGGGACGUUAGAUUCUUUAGUCAAGGUUGGUUAGAAAACGUAUUCCAUUCCAAGUAAAGAUCAGCCUUUGUGCGAAUUUUGACAAACUAUUUUCUCGUUGCCACUGCGUAUUGGGUUUUUUAGGACGGUUCGUUCCAACUAAAGUUGUUUUUACCCUGGUCAUGAAUAUAUAAGAGAGGUGCGUAUCGGCAAACUUAAUCAUUCAUUCCCCAUUUUAAGCUACUGUCAACACUUUGCAGCAUCAAGAUUUAAGCUGAGGUGAAAAGUGUGCUCGCUGUUAUAAACCUUGCUUUUGUAUUGAAAAAAGAUCACCGAUUGUAAUAAUCACCAAGAAGAAGUUACCAAAAUUGAUUGUAUUAUAAUUGUCUAAGAAAAUGAUCGAAAUGCUGUGUAUGCCUUUACAAGAGGCCUGUCCUAUUUAUAAGGAUUUAUUUAACCUUGAUUGAACCUUGAUCAGAAUAAUCGGACGACAACGUUCAUUUUCUGAUUUUGAUUCCAGGAUCGUUACAGUAGUUUUGAUAAAGGAAUCGGAGCAAAAGUGGAGAAAGGAACGACCUCUUUAGAGGAACUUGAGGUUAGUCCGGGGCAGGGGUUCUUUACUGGUAGGUUCUUUUAUGAAUGUCUUCUAAAUUAAGCACGAGAAAGAAUACGAGGGUGAGAGUAGCGCGAGUUUUAACAAGCGCCGCGGUCCAUUCUAAUAAAAGUAAAUACAGUCGAAGUGAGACCACCUCUCGUGAGCGACCACCUCCCAUAUAGCGACCUCUUAGAUCCAAAACACCAAACUGUUUCUAGUGAAAUCGCUACAGUUGCAGCCUCUCGUAAACUACCACCUCUCAUAAGCAAUCGCUCCAACCUUUUUGGAUGACGGCCUAAAAAUGUUCCAUUGUUUUUAUCCACCUGAGCCAUUGUUUGAUGUCUAUGUUCGCUGUAUGUAGUACCCUACUCAGAGUAUGCGAAGAACUUUUUGUGACAAUAUGAAACUACACAUAUCGUUAACGAAUUCUCUUACGUAUUCAGACCUCUUCUGUGAGGGGAAACCAUGAAGUUCGAUUCUUGUAAGCGACUGUACUUGGUCUAGAGUGUACAAGAAGUGUUUCUGUACGAGCAUAUAGCGGGCGAGUAAGGGCGAACGCGUAAGGCAUCGCUUGAAUUCUCUAUGUUCGUUGUAUGUACUUCACUACUAAGAGAAUGCGAAGUGCUUUUGGUGACAUCAUGAAACUACACAUGUUGAAGCUUUGUACAGUCUAACCCCUCCUUACCGACACCUCUAUAAUACGGACACCUCUCUAUUACGGACAGUUCGUUUGGUCCCAGAAAUGCCAAAAAUCAUACGUUCCCUACCUCUAUAACAUGGACACCUCUGUAAAGCGAACAAUUGGUUCUGUCCCUUUGAUGUCCGUAUUAAAGACGUUUGACUGUAAUUGCACACAGAGAAUUCUCUUCCAAAAUGUAGAUGUGUUUGGUCCUCUUCUAGGAAGGAGCCCCUUGUGGUUCGAUUCUUGUAGGCGACCACCUCCCGGAAGUGACUGCUAGAUCUUCGCAUUUUGGGUGGUCGCUUGCGGAAGGUUUGGCUAUAGGUGAUUCUAAUAACAUUCUAUUUGGAUUUACUUUUGCCAGGCUUACAUCUUGGAACAAGGGGAACCAGAGCUUAUAUCUGGCAAACAGGAGAAAUGCGAAGCCAUCGUCAAUUUCUUCGCGUAGGCAAACUAUGAAUAAUGAAAUCCCGGGAAUGAAAUGCGUAACAUAACGGACAGUAAAAAUACAGGCAUUAAUGAUCAUAAAACUCGUCGUAUUUUGAAACUUGGUGCAAAAGUUGUUAGACUAUAUUUCAACUUUUUAAACUGAAAGAGUGGAUAAAA
Porites evermanni is the source of this 11064-nucleotide messenger RNA. NCBI's taxonomy places the organism in Eukaryota, Metazoa, Cnidaria, Anthozoa, Scleractinia, Poritidae. The record is from the annotation of a GenBank genome assembly.